CAGAAUUUCUCGUGUGUCCUAAGAGGAUAUAUCUGACCUUCCCAAACCAAAUUCCAAACUACUGCCAAGUACCACUUGCUCAAACUAAGCCAUGGCCGCAGCCCAGUACCUCCUCCUCCAGCUUCCUCUCUUCCUCUUCCUCCUGAUCCUUCUCAACCCUUUGAUAACCGUUUAUGGUGUCGGUAUAAACUACGGUACCCUCGGAAACAACCUCCCCUCACCCAAGAAAGUAGCCCAGCUCCUCCAAUCUACCCUCAUUGACAAGGUCAAAAUCUAUGACACCAACCCUGAGAUCCUCCAAGCCUUUUCAAACACAGGCAUCGACCUCAUCGUUGCUGUCGAGAACUACCACGUGGCUAACAUCAGCUCCGACGUGUCCACCGCAGACGAGUGGCUUGCCUCCCGUGUCGUGCCCUUCAUCCCGGCUACUUCCAUAGUCGCCAUUUGCGUUGGUAACGAGUACUUAACCACGGACGAUGAGAAGCUCGAACCUAAGAAGUUGUUCCAAGCCAUGCAGAACGUGCAUGCAGUGCUAGUGGCGAGGGGGCUGGACCGCAAAAUCAAGGUCACUACCCCACAUAGCAUGGCUGUUCUUGCUUCUUCGUUUCCUCCCUCUGGUUCUACUUUUGCCUUGAAUCUCAUGCCAACGAUGACCUCCAUAGUUGGCUUCCUAGCUGACACGGGUGCACCCUUUAUGGUCAAUGCUUACCCAUAUUUCGCGUACCGGGACAACCCUGGAACGAUCAGUUUGGAGUAUGCAUUGCUAGGAAACGCAACCCACGGCGUCCGUGACCCUAAAGGUUAUGUUUACGGAAACAUGCUGGAUGCACAAAUUGAUGCUAUUAGGUCAGCCAUCACUGCUUUAGGGUUUGGAAACCGGACGAUUGAGAUUACGGUAUCGGAAUCCGGGUGGCCGUCUAAGGGUGACCACGGCGAUAUAGCGGCCACACCACAAAAUGCAAAGACUUACAACACUAGGUUGAUAGAACGUGCCCAAUCUUAUAGAGGGACACCCAUGAAGCCUAAAGACAAGAUUGAGAUCUUUGUGUUUGCUUUGUUCAAUGAGAACAAAAAAGAAGGGAGUGUGAGUGAGAGAAAUUUUGGGAUCUUUAAUGGGGAUGGAUCUAAGGUAUACGAAGUGGACCUGAGCUGCCAGUUUUGUAGCAACGGAGGGACAUUUGGGUUUGGUGAGAAAGUUUCUGGUGGAGGAGCCAGAGGUCCAUCGGUCUGGUGCAUUGCCAAGCCGCAUGCUGAUGAGAAGGUACUUCAAGCUGUGCUGGAUUUUUGCUGUGGGCCUGGUGGUGUGGACUGCAGGGAGAUUUAUGAGAGUGGAGAUUGCUUUGAGCCUAACAAGCUUCUUGCACAUGCGUCAUAUGCCAUGAACAAUUAUUAUCAGAUGCAUGGAAGGAACUACUGGAACUGUGACUUCAAGGGCACUGGGCUUGUAACCUUUAGUGAUCCAAGUUAUGGAACAUGCCGGUAUCCUCAACAGUGAUUCAAAGGCCAAGGAAUAACACAGGUGUUAAUGUGGUUGACAGCUUUUGUUAUUGUUUGAUUGCUGGUACUAUCAGUUAAAGAUGUGAAAUAUGUUAAAUGAUCAGCAGGAAUAUCAAUUGCCUUGAUUUAGUGAUCA
Carya illinoinensis is the source of this 1633-nucleotide messenger RNA. Its product is annotated as glucan endo-1,3-beta-glucosidase 12-like. The record is from RefSeq and is a predicted model, not a curated record. NCBI's taxonomy places the organism in Eukaryota, Viridiplantae, Streptophyta, Magnoliopsida, Fagales, Juglandaceae. The transcript is spliced from 2 exons. Gene Ontology annotation, molecular function: hydrolase activity, hydrolyzing O-glycosyl compounds. Gene Ontology annotation, cellular component: plasma membrane. Gene Ontology annotation, biological process: carbohydrate metabolic process. Bases 92 to 1495 code for a protein of 467 amino acids.